This is a messenger RNA of Dimorphilus gyrociliatus, 2376 nucleotides long. Lineage: Eukaryota; Metazoa; Annelida; Polychaeta; Dinophilidae. The record is from the annotation of a GenBank genome assembly.
CAUUUGUUAAGUGAAGGGCGCUUGUAGAAGUUAUGUUUCAUACGCGUUAAAAGCAAGAUAUUGUUUGUACAUUGGUUUCUUUUUAUAAAAGAGAAAAGAAGACAAAAAAUGAAGCUACUAAAAAGAAACUUAAAAAAUCUUUUCUUCUUGAUUUUCCACUUUACUCUCUCAUUACCGUGUCCAGAAAUGUGCAGCUGCAAAUUAGUCAAUUCAACUACGUGCUUGGAAAGCGGGAAUUUUGUGGUUGACUGCAGCGAUGGAGAACUUUCCGAUCAGAUAAAGGGGUUAGGAGACGCCAACGCUUUGGAUUUGUCUCGUAAUCAUUUUGAGCUGAGACAAGUUCUGGAACUUGUACGAGAAAUGAAUAACUUAAAUAAAUUGACAGCAAGAUGGAAUCAUAUUCACACUCUAGAUGGCGCCUACUUACCUGUUUCAUUAAGAUGUUUAAGCUUUUCAAAUAACAUCAUUGAAUCCAUUCGAAAAGGCUUCUUUAAUCAUUUAAAGAAUCUCCAAAGUUUGGAUAUCUCCAGGAAUCGGAUUGAAAUCUUGAAUGACGAUAUUUUCAUAGGCCUAAUCGAUUUAAAAUAUCUAGAUCUCAGUGGAAACUUAAUAUUUGAUGUUUCAAAUUGGAUUGGCAGUUUAACAGAGUUAAGGACAUUGGUAUUAUCAAGAAACGAUAUCACAGUAAUAGAAGAUUAUACAUUCCAACAUUUACAUUUAUUAGAAAAGAUUGAUUUGAGUUUGAACCGAUUAAAUCAUAUUCAUAGCAAAGCAUUUUUAAAUUUACAUAGUUUAAAGCUGUUAAAUCUUAGUCAUAAUCAUCUAGAAAGAGUACCCUAUGCUCUCAAAUUGUUAAAGUUAGAGUCUUUGGACUUAUCUCAUAAUUCAAUCCGAAUUGUUCAUGAGGACGAUUUUUGUUUCUCAAUUACAAAUGAAUUAAUAUUAAAAGGGAAUAAAUUAAUAUUAAUUGAUUCUCAAUCGUUCUGCCAAUUACAUGCUCAAAUUUUGGAUUUCUCUCAUAAUAGUCAGUUAGUUUAUAUCGAUAGAAAUGCUUGGAUAAAUGCAACUUCUUUAACAACAUUCAAUUUAAUUGGCAGUAAACUCACAGCUUUGGAAGAUAAUCUAUUGAAUUCUGCACCAAAUUUAAAAGAAAUAUACAUAGAUAACGACAUCUUAAAUUGCGAUUGUGGCGUUAACAAGCUCAUAAACUUUAUCAACACUACAAAUUGUAUUGAUGCACCAUCGACUUGUAAACCUCGAAUAAUUUCGCAUCUACUACCAAAUAGAUUGGUUGUCGAUUUAGGUGGAUCAGUAAAAUUAUUUUGUAGAGCUGUAGGCGAUCCACACCCCAAUAUCGCGUGGAAUGGGAAAUUACCGAUUAUUGGUAGAAAUUUAGAAAUUGAUUUUCUUGAAAAAAAACAUCAGGGAAACUAUAAUUGUACUGCAAAAAAUGUUUAUGGCCAAGAUUCUGCUACAGUAACAAUUAUUGUACGAAACUUACACGCAAAGGUUAAAAUUAUUAGCAUUUUAUAAUUCACCUAACGAUAUUAAUUAUAUCCCUCCAAAUAUUUUUCUACUUUUAGGUGCUUAUUAUGAAAGUGACGUCACACUCAGUAACAGUGGGUUGGAGAGCUAAUUCCUCUUCUUACGAGAGGAGUUAUGAAAUUCUUUAUAGAAGACAUAAAGAGCACAAUACCAGCUCCUAUAGUUCGGUUGAGCUUCAACCAUAUAUGAGGGAAUAUACCAUCUCUAAAUUGUCGCCUAGAACCAAAUAUGAAUUUUGCAUGGCGGCCAAGCAUGGUAGUGACUUAAUUCCUCUGCAUUGCAAGAAGGUAGCAACGAGGGCAGUUAGCUACGAGCGCUUAGGGAUAUUGAGCGCCAGAAAUUAUGUAAUAACAGGAGCUAUUGGCUGCAUAAUUACAUUGACAGCAGCGUUUUGUGGCUUGGGUAUUCUUGUUAGAAAGUUCAAUAAAAAGAAACGCUUGCAAGACAACCUUUACGCUGCAAACGAACAUUCCUCACAAACCUUUCUUGCACAGAUGGAUGCAAUGAUGUGUGAUGACGUAACCACACCAAUUACAUUUGAAAACCGAAUAGCUCAAUUUUUUGAAGAAAAUGAAGAAGAUAGUGAUAUCUACCAAACUGCUAAUACGCCAACUUAAAAUAUACAGUAUACUGUAUAGAUUUGAAUAUGUAUAUAUACUAAAAGAUAACAAUCAGACAGACAAACAAGACAUGUUUAUACACAUUGAAUGUUAUAUUCGCUGUUUCUGUUACAUAAUAUCUUGUAUAAAUACAUAUAAAUUAUUCAUAUGUUUAAUACUUUUAUAUAGAUAACUGUUUUUAUUAAUUAUGGAUAGAUUUAAUACAAAAAGA